AUGAGGAAUGUGGAAUCGCAUCUUUUAGAAGAUAAAAUGGAUGAGGCCGUUACACAUUACAUCAAUUCACAUCAAUCGCCAGAGUCAGUCCAUGUAGAUGCAAACUCUUUGGCUUUAAACGUUCAAGAUGAUGGUGGCGGCAGAGUGGUCACUGUUAUGCAUCCACAAAACUUUCCUUCACAAAUGUGCAGGCAAGUAUCAGUGGUUGAAGGACCCUGGGAAGAUCUGCUUGACCAAGAAAGUAGGUUGGCAGCAUUGGUGGCGCAUCUUGCAGAACACUCAAGGUCCACUCAUCAUCUGACACAUACUCAUAAUAAGAUACCUGCUGUAAGGAGUGAUGUAGAUACGUCGGUAAUUUUAGACGCUCCAAUGAGAUUAUUUAAUGGACAAACAUUGGACGAUACUCAAAUUUUAGAACAAGAGAGCCAAGUGCUAGAUAUCGGCGCGGGCGCGUCUCCCGCACAGAAACAGCAAAGUAAGAAAAGUCUUCCACAUAAGAAGAGAAUAUCGAGAAAAUUGAAGCGAACCAAUGGGAGCAGUACUCCUCAACAGGAUAUCGUAGUUAUAAACUGCAGUGAAGAAGUCCAGCAAGAAGAAAUCCUACCAGACAACUUCGUAGCUGCGGUACAGCAUCAGGAGCACCUUCCAGAAGAAACCCAUCAUAUAGCCCAUGAGAUGCGAGCGCUGUUCAUCUGCCAGCUGUGCGGCGAGUUCUACGGCGAGGAGCAGCUCAAGUUCUACCAGCACCUGCGCCAGCACUACGAGCCACACGCCGCCAUCAUCAUCGAGAACCCCGUGCCCGACCUCGCCAUCGAUAAGAUGACCAAUACAUGUAUUGUGGACAACGUCCCAACACUACCCGACUCAAUAGUUGAGCUAUCUUUAGAAAAUACUGUACCAAAGACAAUGUACCAGCCCAUAGACAAGCACAUACUCUAUACCUCCAGUGAUAAAACCUUAAAUUAUAACAAUAAAGUAUAUCAAAAUAUAGACAAGGAGCCGGAGACUGAUAAAAGUGAUAUAUACAGAGUGGAUUUGGAUAAGUUAGAAAUGUACUUCUGUGCGAAGUGUAAUAAGACGUUCAGGAAGCAGAAGCAAUAUGAGGCACAUAUGAAUGAAGCACAUUCUCAUCCAAAGCUGGACGACAUGAACGAGUUCAGCGAGCCGGAGGACCUGAUGGAGGGCAUCCACGUGGCGGUGGAGGAGGGCGCGGAGGCGGACGCGGAGUACGAGCACACGCUGCUGCCGCACCUCACCGUCGAGAACGGACACGUGCACCAGGAGCACGUGCGACAGUGGUACCUGCGCAACGGCGCGGAGGCGGCGCUGUGCGCGUGCGGCGGCGCGGGGCUGUGCGCCGCCUGCCCGCCGCCCGCGCCGCCGCCGCCGCCGCCGCAGCGCACGCCCGAACAGAAAGAAGAAAGCCUCGAACGUAUCUUCGAACCGGAACCCCAAGAGAACCCGACAUUCACAGAACCCCCACCACCUGAGAAUAACGAGGUUCGAGUGAAAGAUGAGCCAGGAACCGAAUCCAAAGCUGAUAAGAAGAAACCCAAGACCUUCGUAUGUACGCAAUGCGACAGGAUGUUCAGUCAUAGAAAUAGUCUUUUGUACCAUAUGCUAAUGCAUAGUGAGAAGCAGGAGGUGUGUCAAGAGUGUGGGAAGAGGUUUUACACUGUCAGUGCUUUAAAGGUGCACAAGCGGGUGCACAACGGCGACCGGCCGUGCAAGUGCGACGAGUGCGGCCGCGACUUCCGACAGUGGAGCGACCUCAAGUACCACAAGGCAUCCAUACAUUCUGAUCAGAAGCAGUACAAGUGCGAGUUCUGCGGCAAGGAGUUCGCGCGGCGCUACUCGCUGAACGUGCACCGCCGCAUACACACCGGCGAGCGCAACUACAAGUGCGACUACUGCGCCAAGACCUUCCGCGCCUCCUCCUACCGCCUCAGCCACAUGCGCACGCACACCGGGAGCAAACCAUACAAAUGCACACAAUGUGACAAAUCGUUCCGAGUGACGUACGACCUGCGCCGCCACAUGUUGAUACACGACAAAGUGCGAGUUAUCGUCGACGACCAGAAAAAGACUAAAACUAAACUAACUAAAGAAACAAAAGACGAAGAGAGAAGAAAAGCUAACGAACCCAAAACAGACGAAGGUAAACUAGACAAGCCUCCGCCUGAGGAAAGAAAAGAGGGUUGUCGAGUGCCAAUCUUAAAGAGCUUGCUCGAUAAGAAACAAGCAAAAAUGACCCACAAAAAGUCGCCCAAAAAGGCACCAAAUGUAACGAUACAAAAUCGUGAUUUUAAAAUGACUGACGAUUACGAUAUGUUGGAAAGGCACGAUCAGUAUAAGUUUAAAGAGGUUUACACGCAAAAAGAUAGCUAUACAGAUGAAUUGGUUCGAAAUGACAGAGAUAUAGAACUAAGGCCUUCGAAAAGUCAAGCUGAAAUUGAAAGUCGUCUUGUUUACAGAGAGAAUACUGAUGGAAAAAUGCAUGUGUACACACAAAUAGAAAAAUCCAAAGACUAUGAUGGACCGAUAGUUACUAAUACUGUGUCGUUGACAGAUUUGAAGGGUUUAGACAAGGAUGUGAGGGACCCUAGGACCGAUAUGCAUGGGGAAAGUAUAGAAAAUGGCUUCUUUGAACGGUUAUCUGCCUUUUAUAAUAUACCAGCUGUA
Brenthis ino (lesser marbled fritillary) is the source of this 2682-nucleotide messenger RNA. Lineage: Eukaryota; Metazoa; Arthropoda; Insecta; Lepidoptera; Nymphalidae. The record is from the annotation of a GenBank genome assembly.